CUUCCGUCGCCUUUUGUUUGUCGGAAACAUCGCGAGAUCAGCUGACCUACGCUCUGCUACUUCCUCAAAAUGUAAACAUUACCUUUUGUCAGUCAUACAUUUCACGGAACUGCAAGCGAUGACUGGCGUGGAGAGGAUUGCACACAGUUCUUGGUCGUCAGAAUGCGGCAUUACCUCCAGGAGUUCUUGAGUAAAAACAGUACUUGACCGAAUUAAGUGUUUCUCAGAGGUGUUGGAAUGGGUUGUAUCCCUCUGUGGUACAAAUGGAGAAUAAAGAGAGUGACGAGGUGGAAAAAAUGAAGACCAAGUUCUUGUCCGUGUGGCACAAUGUUAAGUACAGUUGGGCUCUGAAGUCAAAGACCUCAUUUAGCCGAAAUUCCCCUGUGGUUCUUCUUGGAAAGUGUUACCAUUUUAAGGCUGAUGAUGAUGACGAUGUCUCACAAGCCUGCUUGGAUGUGACAGAUAAGGACUCCGUUAUGGGAAAUAUAGAGGAUUUCCGGAGGGAUUUUGGAUCUCGUGUAUGGCUAACUUAUAGAGAAGAGUUCUCCCCUCUGCCUGGCUCUGUUCUAACAUCCGACUGUGGCUGGGGCUGCAUGCUUCGGGCUGGACAGAUGAUGUUGGCUCAAGCACUUAUUCUGCACUUCUUGGGCAGAGAUUGGAUGUGGUCAGAGGCACUACAGCUGCAGCGUUUGGAUGCUGAGACAUGGACCACCACUGCAGCCAAGCGCCUGGUCGAAUCCCUGGGAGCCUCGCUCCAGGGCACCUUCAACAGGCCUUCUAAUCCUGAAUCAUCAUCCAUGUAUGAGGCUCACGCUUCACGGUCAGCAGAAGAGGCAGAUGCCAAUUUAAAAGAAAUGUACCACCGGACACUGGUUUCAUGGUUUGGGGACAACGCCUUUGCUCACCUGGGUCUGCACAGACUGGUGCUUUUAGGCCUGACAUUUGGGAAACAGGCUGGGGACUGGUAUGGACCUGCUGCCGUAGCGCACAUUCUCAAGAAGGCCAUGGAUGAAGUGAAGGACUCCCCCUUAGCUGGUUUAACUGCUUAUGUCUCACAGGAUUGUACAGUGUAUAGCGGUGAUGUGAUUGAGAGCCAUAAUGCAUCCAAAGCUGGGUGGCUGUCGGCUGGUAAAUCAGAGGAACCCCCCCCUCACCAAAACAACCAAUCAGCAUCUGCGUUCACCCUGCCAGACAGUCAAGCUGUUGUCAUUCUCAUCCCCGUUCGACUGGGAGGGGAAAAGAUCAACCCUGAGUAUUUCAACUUUGCAAAGAGAAUACUAAGUCUGGAGUACUGCGUUGGCAUCAUUGGAGGCAAGCCCAAGCAAGCCUGCUACUUUGUUGGAUUUCAAGAUGACAGCUUGAUUUACUUGGAUCCUCAUUACUGUCAGUCUUUUGUGGAUGUCAGCACCAGCGAUUUCCCUCUGCAGUCCUAUCACUGUCCCUCACCAAAGAAGAUGCCUUUCACUAGAAUGGAUCCAAGCUGCACCAUAGGAUUUUACUCCAGAAGUGUCCAAGACUAUGAGAAAAUCAGCCAAGAGCUGUCUCAGGUGCUGCAGCCAUCAGCAAGUGACAAAUACCCAGCGUUCACUAUUGUGCAAGGUCAUGGUAGAGAUUACGACCUGUCGACCAGCCUGACCCAAGAAAAGAGAGAAUGGCCCUUCAUCCGUGACCCAAGGAGGACAAUCACUACUGCUGGGGACUUUGUGCUUCUUUGACAGCACACUUUUAUAUCAGUGAACAUGGAACCUGCACUCAAGGCUUGUCUUCGACAGAUGUGACAUUAAACCAUUUAAAACUGGAUAUCCUUCUUCUCACUGAUUGGUGAACAGUAGGAUUUCAACGGUGUAAUUUUGCUAAAAUACUUUGGUUUGUCAAAGGACAUUUUUAGAGCUCUGCUGAAUUAACUGAUGUGUUUUAUACUAAAACAAAGCAGAGGAUUAUAGUUGAAGUGCACAUAUUUUAUUUUUUUCCAGAAGACAUUUCACAGUUAUGAUAGGAGAACUAGUUCAGUACCUUCACAGUUAGAGCAGCAUGUAAAGUACAGAAAAUUAAGUUUCAGUCCCUACAGUAUUUAUAUAACUUGUUUUUCAUGAUUUGUACCGUACUGAAAGGAAUAUGAUGCAUAAGGGUUGAGUGAUGUCAAUUAACCUUUACAAGUCCACUUCAAAAAUAUCUCAGCAAAUAUGAUGCACAUUUCCUGCCAUAAGAAAACAAUUCACCAUAUUUGGAGGGCAAGCCCUUCAUUUUUGUAGUGUGUUACACUGGAGCUUUCUUAUAUGCUAUUUUGCAUUUGCAUUAUUUAGAUAUGUGAUAGGUUUAGUUCAGAAAUGUCAAAUAAAUACUUU
Messenger RNA from Syngnathoides biaculeatus (alligator pipefish), 2345 nucleotides. It is a transcript of the gene atg4c, whose product is annotated as autophagy related 4C, cysteine peptidase. Gene Ontology annotation, molecular function: protein-phosphatidylethanolamide deconjugating activity. The transcript is spliced from 11 exons. Bases 264 to 1715 code for a protein of 483 amino acids. Lineage: Eukaryota; Metazoa; Chordata; Actinopteri; Syngnathiformes; Syngnathidae. The record is from RefSeq and is a predicted model, not a curated record.